CUCUUUACUAACAAUUAUUUUAUCAAAAAAAAAUUAGUAUAAAUACAUAGGCUAAUGAGUCCACAAAAGGCAUCACUUCUCAACUGAUAAACUAAAAGUUGUCUUCUUUCUUCUUCCCUUAACUAGCUAACCAUAUUUGGGAGGCUAGGUGGUGUAAUUUUUCGGCGAAAUGAGACUUACCAAUGGCGGCCCUGCCAAGGGUCGUCGAUAUUUGCCACAAAUCUUAGUGGCAUUGGCCAUAUUGGCUGUUGCUAAUGUAGUGUCCGCUGACCCUUAUGUGUACUCUUCUCCACCACCUCCGGUGUAUGAGUACAAAUCACCACCACCUCCUUCUCCGUCUCCACCACCACCAUAUGUGUACAAAUCUCCACCUCCUCCCUCACCUUCUCCCCCGCCUCCAUAUGUUUAUAAGUCACCUCCUCCUCCUUCUCCAUCACCACCACCACCAUAUGUGUAUAAGUCCCCACCACCUCCCUCACCGUCUCCACCACCACCCUAUGUGUAUAAGUCCCCACCACCACCCUCACCGUCUCCACCGCCACCAUAUGUGUAUAAGUCUCCACCACCUCCCUCACCGUCUCCACCUCCACCGUAUUACUACAAAUCUCCUCCUCCCCCAUCACCUUCACCACCACCUCCAUAUUACUACAAGUCUCCACCUCCACCUUCACCGUCACCUCCACCACCAUACUAUUACAAAUCUCCACCACCGCCUUCACCAUCACCACCUCCACCAUAUUAUUAUAAGUCUCCACCGCCACCUUCACCUUCUCCUCCACCACCUUAUUACUACAAGUCUCCACCUCCUCCAUCACCUUCACCACCACCACCAUACUACUACAAGUCUCCUCCUCCACCUUCACCAUCACCACCCCCACCAUACUAUUACAAGUCCCCACCACCACCGGCUAAAUCACCUCCUCCCCCAUACUAUUACAGUUCACCUCCACCACCAGUGAAGUCUCCCCCUCCACCAUACUACUACUCCUCACCACCACCACCAAAGAAAUCACCUCCUCCACCUUAUCACUACACUUCUCCACCACCACCAGUUAAGUCACCACCUCCUCCAUACUACUACUCCUCACCACCACCGCCAAAGAAAUCACCUCCUCCACCAUAUCACUACAGUUCCCCACCACCACCAGUUAAGUCACCUUCAACUCCGUACUACUACAAGUCUCCACCACCACCAAAGAAGUCUUCUCCCGCACCAUACUACUAUACUUCACCACCACCACCAACGCAUUACUAUCCUCCACAUCAUCAAUUUGUAGUCAAAGUUGUCGGAAAAGUCUAUUGUUUUAGAUGUUAUGAUUGGAAGCACACAGAGAUGUCUCACGGCAAGAAACACCUGAAAGGUGCUGUUGUUGAAGUGACUUGCAAGGCUGGUGACAAAGAAAUUGUGAGUUAUGGUACCACUAAGAACAAUGGCAAAUUUAGCAUCACGGUUAAAGGAUUUGAAUACCGCAAAUAUGGAGCAAAGGCUUGCAAGGCUAAACUCCACCAUGCUCCUAAGGGUUCAAAGUGUAGCAUUCCUACAAACCUUCAUUGGGGAAUUAAGGGUGCUAACCUCAAAGUGAAGUCAAAGAAUAAAUAUGAAGUUGUUCUCUAUGCAAAACCAUUUGCUUAUGGCUCUAAGACACCUUAUGCCGAAUGCAAAAAGCCCAAGCCUACACCUACUCCAUACUAUUAUAAAUCUCCUCCACCUCCAACACCGACUUAUGUUUAUAAGUCACCACCCCCUCCAUCACCAAAAUAUGUUUACAAGUCACCACCUCCCCCAACCCCGACAUACGUGUAUAAGUCUCCACCACCACCUGCUUACUACUACAAAUCUCCACCUCCACCAUCACCAAAACCUGCACCGGUAUACUAUUAUAAAUCACCACCACCACAAUCACCAAAACCUGCACCCGUGUACUAUUAUAAAUCACCACCACCACCAUCACCAAAACCUGCACCGGUAUACUAUUAUAAAUCACCACCACCACCAUCACCAUCUCCUCCUCCACCAUACUAUUACAAGUCUCCACCACCACCAUCGCCAUCACCCCCACCACCUUACUACUACAAGUCUCCUCCACCUCCAUCGCCUUCUCCUCCACCUCCAUACUACUACAAGUCUCCCCCACCUCCAUCGCCUUCUCCCCCUCCACCAUACUACUACAAGUCACCACCACCACCAUCGCCAUCUCCUCCACCACCCUACAUCUACAAGUCUCCUCCUCCACCAUCACCUUCACCACCUCCACCCUACUACUACCAGUCACCUCCUCCACCGUCACCUUCUCCACCACCUCCCUACUACUACAAGUCACCACCACCACCAUCCCCAUCUCCUCCACCACCCUACUACUACAAGUCUCCUCCUCCACCGUCACCUUCACCACCCCCACCCUACAUCUACAAGUCUCCUCCUCCACCAUCACCUUCACCACCCCCACCAUACUACUACAAGUCGCCUCCUCCACCGUCACCUUCUCCACCACCUCCCUACUAUUAUCAGUCUCCACCUCCACCCGUAAAGUCUCCUCCUCCUCCUUAUUACUACAGCUCGCCUCCUCCACCAGUGAAAUCACCUCCUCCCCCGGCGUACAUUUACGCUUCACCACCACCACCAUAUUCCAACGAAAUGAGACUUAACAAUGGCGGCCCUGCCAAGGGUCGUCAAUAUUUGCCACAAAUAUUAGUGGCAUUGGCCAUAUUGGCUGUUGCUAAUGUAGUGUCGGCAGACCCUUAUGUAUACUCUUCUCCACCACCUCCGGUGUAUGAGUACAAAUCACCACCACCUCCUUCUCCGUCUCCACCACCACCAUAUGUGUACAAAUCGCCACCACCUCCUUCUCCUUCUCCACCACCACCAUAUGUGUACAAAUCUCCACCUCCUCCCUCGCCUUCUCCACCGCCUCCAUAUGUUUAUAAGUCACCUCCUCCUCCUUCUCCAUCUCCACCUCCACCAUAUGUGUAUGCGUCUCCACCCCCUCCAUCACCGUCUCCACCACCACCAUAUGUGUAUAAGUCCCCACCACCUCCUUCACCGUCUCCACCACCACCCUAUGUGUACAAGUCUCCACCGCCACCUUCUCCUCCACCUCCUCCACCAUAUUAUUAUAAGUCUCCACCGCCACCUUCACCUUCUCCUCCACCACCUUAUUACUACAAGUCGCCACCUCCUCCAUCUCCAUCACCACCACCACCAUACUAUUACAAGUCUCCUCCUCCACCUUCCCCAUCACCACCCCCACCAUACUAUUACAAGUCCCCACCACCACCGGCUAAAUCACCUCCUCCCCCGUACUAUUACAAUUCUCCUCCACCACCAGUGAAGUCUCCCCCUCCACCAUACUACUACUCCUCACCACCACCACCAAAGAAAUCACCUCCUCCACCGUAUCACUACACUUCUCCACCACCACCAGUUAAGUCACCACCUCCUCCAUACUACUACUCCUCACCACCACCGCCAAAGAAAUCACCUCCUCCACCAUAUCACUACAGUUCCCCACCACCACCAGUUAAGUCACCUCCAACUCCGUACUACUACAAGUCUCCACCACCACCACCAAAGAAGUCUUCUCCCGCACCAUACUACUAUACUUCACCACCACCACCAACUCAUUACUAUCCUCCACAUCAUCAAUUUGUAGUCAAAGUUGUCGGAAAAGUCUACUGUUUUAGGUGCCAUAACUGGAAGCACCCAGAGAUGUCUCACGGCAAGAAACACCUGAAAGGUGCUGUUGUUGAAGUGACUUGCAAGGCCGGUGACAAAGAAAUCGUGACUUAUGGUACCACUAAGAACAAUGGCAAAUUUAGCAUCACAGUUGAAGGAUUUGAAUAUCGCAAAUAUGGAGCAAAGGCUUGCAAGGCAAAACUCCACAAUGCUCCUAAGGGUUCAAAGUGUAGCAUUCCUACAAACCUUCAUUGGGGAAUAAAGGGUGCUAACCUCAAAGUGAAGUCAAAGAAUAAAUAUGAAGUUGUUCUUUAUGCAAAACCAUUUGCUUAUGGCUCUAAGACACCUUAUGCAGAAUGCCUAAAACCCAAGCCUACACCUGCUCCGUACUAUUACAAAUCUCCUCCACCUCCAACACCGACUUAUGUUUAUAAGUCACCACCUCCUCCAUCACCAAAAUAUGUUUACAAGUCACCACCUCCCCCAACCCCGACAUACGUGUAUAAGUCUCCACCACCACCAUCGCCAAAACCUACACCUGUAUACUAUUAUAAAUCACCACCACCACCAUCACCAAAACCCGCACCUGUGUACUACUAUAAGUCACCACCUCCACCAUCACCAAAACCCACACUUGUGUACUAUUAUAAGUCACCACCACCACCAUCACCAAAACCCGCACCUGUGUACUAUUAUAAGUCACCACCACCACCAUCACCAAAGCCUGCACCCGUGUACUAUUAUAAAUCUCCACCUCCUCCUUCACCUAAACCUGCACCGGUAUACUAUUACAAAUCUCCACCUCCACCAUCGCCAAAACCUGCACCAGUGUACUAUUAUAAGUCACCGCCGCCACCAUCACCAUCACCACCACCACCUUACUACUACAAGUCUCCUCCUCCUCCAUCGCCUUCUCCCCCUCCACCAUACUACUACAAGUCACCACCACCACCAUCGCCAUCUCCUCCACCACCCUACUACUACAGAUCACCAUCACCACCACCACCAUCGCCAUCUCCUCCGCCACCCUACAUCUACAAAUCUCCUCCUCCACCAUCACCUUCACCACCUCCACCCUACUACUACAGGUCACCUCCUCCACCGUCACCUUCUCCACCACCUCCUUACUACUACAAGUCACCACCACCACCAUCCCCAUCUCCUCCACCACCCUACUACUACAAGUCUCCUCCUCCACCAUCACCUUCACCACCCCCACCAUACUACUACAAGUCGCCUCCACCACCGUCACCUUCUCCACCACCUCCCUACUACUAUCACUCUCCACCUCCACCCGUAAAGUCUCCUCCUCCUCCUUAUUACUACAGCUCACCUCCUCCACCACUGAAAUCACCUCCUCCACCGGCAUACAUUUACGCUUCACCACCACCACCAGUCCACUACUAAAAGUUUUUAAGAGUUUAGUCAUUCUCCACAAUCAAUCAAAUAUUAGUUUGAAAGACAAAAUAAAUGAUGGCUUCUUGAGGAAUAGAUUCAAACGUCGAUGGUACAAAGCAAUUAAUUUAUGGAAUAAGAUGUUCAAUCUUUUAUGAAGGGUUGAUUCUUCAUGACAUGGACAUAUUUGAUUCUACUUCUCUUUCAGUCCUCUUGCACAUUGUUCUCUUAGUGCGUUCACAUGAACGUAUCUAGGCUUUGAUGCUUCUUAGAGCUUGUUUCUUCGUAACUUAUUGUUGUAUUGAGGAUAUUGUCCUCGUUUUAUCCAUUUCCUAUCAAUUAUUAUUGAAUGUUGUUCUUGUAAUACCUUCGUGUACUUUGUGCACAAAUCAAUAAGAAGAUCAAUUUCAAGGAAA
This is a messenger RNA of Solanum pennellii, 5484 nucleotides long. Its product is annotated as adhesive plaque matrix protein-like. The record is from RefSeq and is a predicted model, not a curated record. The transcript is spliced from 5 exons. Gene Ontology annotation, biological process: plant-type cell wall organization. Gene Ontology annotation, molecular function: structural constituent of cell wall. Lineage: Eukaryota; Viridiplantae; Streptophyta; Magnoliopsida; Solanales; Solanaceae. Bases 170 to 5080 code for a protein of 1636 amino acids.